CCCGCCAGGCGAGAAGACUGUGCGUGUUGACGUGUUCGUUUCAGCUGUUUGUGAGCCCGUUUACGAACUGUUUUUGUGCUAGCGGUAUUGCAAUUAAAAGCUCACAAUCAUGAUUGACAUACCCUUCUUGACGCCGCUCUUGGACAGGAUUCCUACAUACAUGGAUUUUGAGGGACAGAAAGUGGCGGAGAAAAUAUUUCAAGUGGUCAUAGUUGCCUUUGCGUUGGCCGGACUUGCUUGGGGAUACGUGGUGCAGCAGUUCUCCUACACUGUCAUCAGCCUCGGGAUUGGUUUUAUCAUUUCCUGCCUGCUUACGCUGCCUCCAUGGCCGGUGUACCGUAAGAAUCCCCUUCCAUGGCAGAAGGCAAGGGAUGAAGCUGGUUCCUCGUCAAGCAAGUCUAGCAAGAAAAAGAAGUGAUCAGUGAAGGGCCUUCAACAACGUUCUGUUUUUUUUUUCAUUAAGGCUGUUCCAUAUUUUGAGCAAAGCGGGGGCUGUGGUGUGCACUCUUUAUUAAUAAAUUGUCGAAGACUGUCUUCAGUUCGGUGAACACAUAAGAAGACAGUGUUUGGCAGCUGGUGUUUCUUGUUCUCAA
Molecule: messenger RNA, 593 nt
Organism: Rhipicephalus sanguineus (brown dog tick)
Lineage: Eukaryota; Metazoa; Arthropoda; Arachnida; Ixodida; Ixodidae
Gene: Spase12
Product: signal peptidase complex subunit 1
Exons: 4
Coding region: 110-418 (102 amino acids)
Biological process (GO): protein targeting to ER
Cellular component (GO): endoplasmic reticulum membrane; signal peptidase complex
Source: RefSeq, a predicted model, not a curated record